Hypoxylon fragiforme is the source of this 490-nucleotide messenger RNA. RefSeq lists its product as uncharacterized. NCBI's taxonomy places the organism in Eukaryota, Fungi, Ascomycota, Sordariomycetes, Xylariales, Hypoxylaceae. The record is from RefSeq and is a predicted model, not a curated record. The transcript has a single exon. The coding region runs from base 126 to 401 and encodes 91 amino acids.
AUCUCAGCCACAACUAUGACUUAUAGAUACCUACCUUUCCGAAUAUGCCCCUAUUCAGAGGCUCUUGUACUACCUCCCUGGUCGCUUGAGCUUGAAAUACAAGUUGCGAAAAUCAGCAGACCAUAAUGUGUGCCUACGCCAGCUUGGUAUGUAUUUUGGCGAUUGUUAGAAUUGAGGGUAAGAGCAAAGUUGAUAUAACCCCUUUUCUGGCACCCUACGACCUGGUGAACAGUUUAGAUAGCUGUCUGGCUCUACAGCCUCAUCACUGUUGCCGCGUUAAACGCUUGCGGUCCAGAUUGAACCCUCAACAUCCACUUAGCGCUUACCUAGGUAGGCACGUUUCCAUUCAACGUAGGUAUAAGAGAGAACAAUAUGGCAAAGCAAUGGCAUCCACACACUGAUCCGGCAUAGUUGCAAGAAUAUACACCUAGUUCAUUCAUCCAUUCCAGCUGCCUCAGUUCAUUACCACUCAUCUGGGCACCUACCGGCC